AUGCAUAAAUGCAUAAAGCCUGGAACUUCCGACAAAAUGUGUCAACAGAAACAAACUAAUAAACAUUCCGCAACUUUACGAAUCAUCGGUCGAAGUACUGACUUCCAUACGGACUUUACAUAUUCUUACGUUAUGUGGAUGCAAAGACCGGCUGUGAUCAAUUGUCCUCCGGGCCUUGAGUACUUGACCCAAAUUGACCAAUUGCUGAUUAAGCAGGUGAUUGAUGCUAUCGAAACACUCGUGCCUUAUGAAGUGCAAAACCGCUAUACCUGCUACAACACAUUGGGACAAAUUGUUUAUCGAUGUUACGAAGAAUCUGACUUUUGUUCACGUGCGUUCUGUGGAGCAUCAAGACCUUUCGUAUUACAUAUCUUAAACAAUAACAACUCUGAAGUUAUCCGUGCAAUUCGACCUUUUCGAUGUGAUUGUUACCCUUGUUGUUCGUGUUUAGAAUGCUGUCAAGAGGAACUUGAAGUUCAGUCUCCAGCUGGAAAUUGUAUCGGCUACGUGAAACGAGUAUUUAGUGGUUGUAAUCUUGAUUACCACAUUUUGGAUAGUAACCAGAAUACAGUUCUGCAAAUACAUGGUCCAUCAUGUUGUUUUUGUGAAUGUUUAGGAUCGGAUAUAAUAUUUAAGGUAACUUCUGCUGACGGUACUGUCGAAAUAGGUAGAAUUACGAGAAAAUGGAGCAAUAUUGUCCAAGAAUUCCUUACUGAUGCAGAUAAUUUUGGAGUUUCUUUUCCGAUGGACUUAGACGUGAAAAUAAAAGCGAUUCUCUUAGCUGCUGUUUUUCUCAUUGAUUUUAAAUAUUUUGAAAAGAAGCCAAAACAAUCAAAUUUUUCGUAGUCUUAUCCUUUCAUGUCGUUUUAUCUGUGAGUAUAUUCUGUGCUUCGUUUUUUCUUUACGUGAACUCAUUUUUAUUAUUUAUACAGAAAUAUGAAUAUUUUUGAUUUUUUUUAACGCUUUAUUUAUUGUAAUUUUUAUUUCGUAGUUAUCAUUGAAUUGUAUGUGAAAGACUACACUUCCUUGUGUAUUUUAUUCAUCCGAUUUGUAUUCAUAACUUGUUCUAAUUUUUACUCGGACGUCUGCCUGGACGAUUUCUUUGCACCAUUUCUUGUUAAUCAUACUUUCAUGAAGUUCUCUUUUUCAGUAAACAACGAGAUUACAAGCUUGUUUGAACAUUUGACUAAUUUUUCAGGUAUUAUUUUUUUUCUUCAAUAAUUCAAAUGUUUUUGAUACUGAUAGUAUUUUCUUUAUUUCUAAAGAAAGCUUUUGAUCUGUUUA
Molecule: messenger RNA, 1284 nt
Organism: Schistosoma margrebowiei
Lineage: Eukaryota; Metazoa; Platyhelminthes; Trematoda; Strigeidida; Schistosomatidae
Source: the annotation of a GenBank genome assembly